This is a messenger RNA of Hydractinia symbiolongicarpus, 1824 nucleotides long. RefSeq lists its product as uncharacterized. The record is from RefSeq and is a predicted model, not a curated record. Gene Ontology annotation, cellular component: membrane. The transcript has 3 exons. Bases 399 to 842 code for a protein of 147 amino acids. Lineage: Eukaryota; Metazoa; Cnidaria; Hydrozoa; Anthoathecata; Hydractiniidae.
GUCUUAAUUUUAACAAAUAAACAUCAAAAUGGCAUUUUGUAAGUUCUCAAGAUGUUAUGAUAGAAACUUUUAAAACAUGUAAAUAUUUGUUGCUUACUACUUGUGGUAAAGUACGGUUGCAUUGCUACACAGAUAUCGUUUUAAUGGAGAAUACGUGGUGUUUUUAUAAUAAUCCGGAGGCCCGUUCAAUCUAUGAAUUAGAUGAGGAGACAGGAAGAGACAUAUGCGUGUGAAUACCAGUUACUGUAAAAUUUUGAUAUAAAUAUUCACAAUAAGAUUAUAUUUUUUUUUACAAUUUUUUUUUAAACAAAGUAAUAAAAACAUACAACAUUACAGUUAUAUAUUUGAAUGAUAUCCAAUAACAUAGAAUUAAUAUUGGGAAGAAAUACAAUUCCAGAAUGAUAGAUGAUCAAUACGAUAUUAAGUUUAAAAACGCUUACCAGACAAGAGAAGAAGCAAAGAUCAUGCAAGAAACAAUGGUGGAUGAACAACAACAAGGUACUUCGUAUCAAUACGAUGAUAUGUCCAAGUUUGACAAUUCUUCCGCUGCAUUGAUUGACGUUGUGCAUCAUUCCGAAAGUGAUGAGGAUGGUGACGAAGAGGAGAAAGUGUCAUCACAUAUGAUGUUGGCUUGGUUUGCUUGCCUAAUGUGUUGUCCACUUGGAAUAUUAGCUGUACUAAAAUCAAUUCAGGUAAAGAUAUCAAUAAAAAGAAAAGAUCAUGAAGGUGCUGAAGACUCUGCAGAAGCCACAAGAUUUUUCGUCACUCUAGCAAUAAUAUGCGGAGUAAUCAUUCUUUGCGUGUUGUCAGCAAUUUUUCUUGGUACGGCGGCAGAUGUGUGACUCGGUAGAUAUUUGAUCAUGGCAUCAUUAUAAGAUGGCGGAUUGUAUUGUUCGCUAAGAAGAACAAGCCAGUUUUCAAUUAGCAUGUUAUAAAUAUUACGCAACUGUAAACAAAAAUAUUAGUGAAUUGAACAGUUGGCUCGAAGUAGUAUGUUGGCACGAAGUGGUAUGUUCAUAUGAAAUAAAAUGUAUAUUUUUGUAACUAAAUUUAUAUGAAAUUUAUAUAAAGAAUAAAUGUAAUAAUAUCGUAUCUCGAAAACUCUACGAGAAAGAAAUCAUAGAAAGUGUAAAAAGGUUAUUUUGUCAGAAGGAAUUGCUAGCUCUAAUGUUAGGGAUUUUUGAAAGCGAAGACCAUGGGAAUACAAAGAAAGUGCAAUUAAAAAUAAUUUGCGCACCGCGUGUCUUCACAAUAUCAGUCAAAAUAUAACAUAAGGAAGACAAGAACCAUUCCCAGCAAACUAAAGUUUUGUGAUCUUCGCAUAUUCAUUGUGAGACAAGUUUUUAGGUUCCAAAUAUCGUGGGUAAAAAUCAAAUUACAGAAAGAUUAAUGAGGUAAUAUAUAAUUUUAGUUACAAAAUUAUGAUGUAUUCUCAACUUCUUCCCAGCGCGUGUUGUCCCUCUUUUAUAUCGGCAGCUCUGAAAGAAGUUGAUGUACUGUAAUAACUUCCAUUUCAACUUCGUCCCCAGGACUUUUUAGGUGUUUCACAUCAGGACCCUGGGAAUGAUAUUGCAUCCUUUUAAAAAACAUCAUAGAAUACAAAAAAUCGUAGUUUAAACUGUCACAGAAGUAUUUCGCCAAUUUAUUUUUUCUAAUUCAAUUUACUCAACCUAAAAUAACCUUAUUUAUUUUUUGAACUUCUUUCAGGACAAUAAUAACACGGUAUUUAGUAGUGUGGUCGUCUUAGUCGUCUUCGUUAUCAGACUUGUUCAGGUUCGUAAAUACGUAAAUAUAUAAAUGUAAAAAUACAAGUACGAAGCAUAU